AUGUGUGAUUGUUUUUGACGCAAGUAUGGCGGUGUAGUGUGCAUCUAUAAACAAUGUCAAUAUUGAUAUAAACAAAGUAUCUGCGAGACAACAAAGGUUUUCCUUACUUCUCCAUCGAAAUGCAUUUAUAAAAUUUAAUAUUUUUGUUUUCCAAAUUACGUUUUAAACAUCAAAAUUGGCACGCCGAAAAAACGACAUUGUUGAAAGAAGAACAGAAAGAAAAACGAAAAGUAAUUCAUUCAUUUGAUUUUUAUUGAUAUUAUUCAAAUGUUAAGGAGAAAGAAUAAAUCACUUUAUUGAUAAAUGAAGAAAAUAAAAACCAGAGAACGGCCCAAACAAACAAAAAUGUGAGGUUUAUUGUGUGAAUUUUUUUUGUAAAUUCGAUGAGAUUUAGUUUAUAUGUUAACGAUUGGGACGAGCGGCAAUGUAAAUCCACAUAAAGGCUUGAAGCGGAUGUGUGAGAAUUUUAUUUUAUUGAGUGAAUUCGUCCUAAGAAAAUGUUACUUUUUCAAUUAAGCCCAUUUUACCAAGAUGGUUCGGUUUUCUGUUACAUAGCCUAUUUAACGAUAAUUUUAUGUGGUGGAAUUGAUGUUGCUGCCUCAACAGCCACAAAAUCCAACGAUAGUUCGUCAUCAUCAUCCGAUAAUCAGACAACGUCUUUUCAAUCGUUUAAACCGGUGGCCACAUCGCUUACCUCAUUUUCAUCAGUUUCAUUACAAACCAGUACAAAUUCUUUUAUACAAAAGUAUGCCAUAUCGGAUCUAACACGUGAUUUUAAUAUACAAUUGAAAUCGAUUGAAGAUCAUGAAUUGCUCGUUUCCGUCAUACAAAGUGCGUUUGAUUCAUUGGAUCGGUUGCCAUCGUCAAUUGAUCACAAUGAUACAAAGUUGCUCAAUUCAAUUGCCACAAAAAUCGAAACGAAACUUUCAACCGCACUACGUAUUCUGAACGAAACCAAUCAGAAAUUUGUAAACAUUUUAACGGAGAAUGGGCAAUCACGAAAAUUACUACUUGAUUCCAUCAUUUUGCCAUGUGCAUCGUCCACAAAACAACAUUCCGAACGAAGCACAUAUGAUUUGAAUGGCGAUGAUUCGGAUCAAAAUGAAUUUAUUGGUGGAAUAAACAAGAAGAAAGCGAUUGAAGUAUUAAAUUUUUUAAAAAAUGCCGGCCAUUUACAUGAAAACGAUGACCGAAAUUUUACAAUUAACAAAAGACUGAUGGAAACACUCAAAAAUAUCGACUUAUCAACAUCGGCGAAUGUGCCAAAUUUUCGUGAUGUAUUUUUUUUACCUAGAGAUAACCAAAUAAGCAGCACCAAUUGUCGUAAUACCGUUCCAAAUGAACAUCACAGGUUUCUGUAUGCUUCGUCUGUUACAUCGAAAAAGAUCGUUUUGAUAGUGGACUUUGGCGCCACAACAGCAACAAAUUCAGAUUCAUUUGACGUCAUCAAAUCGUUUGCACAAAUUAUUCUAAAUUUACUGAGUGAAAAUGAUGAUCUAUUUGUAAUGGCAAUUUCAAAUAGUGUUCAUAUAAGCGCAAACAAAUUUCUUCCGAUGAAUCCGAACAAUAAGAGUCAAUUGAGAAAAUUUAUCGAAUCAUUGGAAAAGGAGACAAAUGCAACGAAUCAUUCGCUUGCUUUUGAAUAUGCAUUUAAAUGGAUUAAAUCACAAUCGGACUUUGGUGCCAUAUCAUUCGAUGGAAAAUCGACACCUUUACAAAUUUUGUACGUUAGUCGAGGCUCAAUCGUACAAUUGUCCGAAACAAAAACUGUACUUGAAGUCAUAGCUAGUGGACAAAAGCGAUUGAAACAGCCAAUUGUUAUAAAUACGUGUGCAAUAAUUUUGGACGAAAAACGAAGUAUACACGGAAAAGAAUUCUUAAGCGAUAUUGCGACACAAAAUUACACAAAAUAUAACAUUGAUGUGAACAACAGUAACAAAACAAAAUCGUGGUAUCAUCAACUUCACGAUUAUAAUCAAAAUGGGAGAAUGUUUGUCGUGAAUCAUCGUAAUAUAAAUGAUAUGUUUGCUACUGCGGCUGUCGCUGUAACCGACAUAUGGUUUAAACAACAAUUUCUCAAAUCACAUACAGUCGUUCAUCAGCCAUUUUAUGAUCAAAUUGUUAAAGAUCAAAUAAUUUACAUAACAAAAACGUGUCAAAAUUAUGGCAUUGUUGGUAUUUCAAUUUAUCUAUCGGAUUUGGCAGAAGAUUUGAUUUAUCACUUUAAUCAAUAUUUUAAUAGUGAUGAGACUUAUGCAUUUCUCUGUGAUAAAAAUGGUAUGACAAUAUGGCAUCCAUCAUUUCCACGUUCGAAUAUCGUUAGUUAUGAGCCCACAUAUGCAACUGAUAUCAAAUAUUUUGAAAAGACAUCCGAAAAUAUUCGAAAACGAUGGCUAACCGAAGAUGUGGGCAUUGUACAAGUUUCCGAUUCCAAGACAAACAAAUCGAAAGUAUAUCGAUGGCGACGCUUGUCAGAAUGGUACAUCAUCUGUUUGGUACAUGUGCUUCCAUAUACUGAACAAACUUCUGUUGAAGAGAAACACAUGUUGAUCGCUCAUUCAUACAAGACUCCGAUUGUUUUGUCAUCGACAAAUCGUGCAAAUUUAGAAGCGUUCAAUAACAUUUCGGUUGAUAGUUAUACCGAUGCAGAGAAUCAAGUUGUGUUCCAUCGUUUGGACUUGGCAAUUUCAAUAAAAUUGAACGAUCAACAGCAACAGGACGAUACACCAAAAUUAUGCCAGUAUUUUAAGCAAAUUUCAGUAUUUAACACAGCCACAUUGUAUUUAAGUCCGCGUACAUUCAAAUCACCAUUUCAACAUCUGUCGACCAUGUGUGCAAAUGAUAUUGAUGCAAAUGACGACAAACAACGACAUGAACAUUGCUACCAUCGCAUCGAGAAUAUAAUGGCUUACAUCAAAGAUACAACGAAUCUAUUGACAAAUCCGGGUCUUCAACCGCAUAUUCGUAGCGAUGUAUUGACCUUAUCGCAUGCAAUUGAAUUGCUUCGGAUGCAACAUCAAUAUCGAAGUAAAAUUGAAAAAUAUGUUGUACGGAGAUAUGUAACAUCAAUCAAUGGAAUUAUGUUGAUGUAUCCGGGAUUUCCAUUGCCAAACGAUUUCGAUCCAAGCCGACGUGUAUGGUUUCAAAAAGCAAUUGAAAAUGCAAAUAAAUUAACUAUAACGCCUCCAUACUUGGAUAUUGGUGGAGCCGGUUAUAUCGUUACCAUUUCACGUGUCAUUUUUGAAAAUCGAAAAUUAUCGGAAACAAAUUCAAAUAAUCAACGGCAACGCAAAGCAAUAGCAAUUGUCUCUAUUGAUGUGACGUUGGGCUUUCUUUAUCAAGUACUAUUGCAAUCAUCGGACUAUUGUCGCCGUGAUGAAAAUAUCAAAUGUUUUAUCAUUGAUGAAUUUGGCUAUUUGGUUGUUUAUCCGAAUAAUUUCGAUUCAAAAAUGCAAUUAUCCUCAUUCGAUUCACAGUUUAAUUUAAACGAACAUAUCACGCAUCGGGAAUCCUUAAUUGCCAAUGAUAUUUUAUUACAUAAAUCAUUGGUGCAGAAACGAAUGUGCCAAAAUUUACUGAAUCGAAAAGUUGAACGAUACUAUAAAUUCAAUACGUCCGUCGUUGGUCCUCUGACGAAUUUCGUUAAUGGAGAACGAACCAAGUAUCAAAUUGAAGCAAUUCCAAAUACAAAUUUAUUCGUAAUCAUGAAAAAUUCAAGCGAAGGUGGUGGGGGUGCUGCAUUUUGCCCAUGUAGUACGAUUGAUAAGGUUUGCUUUAAUUGCAAACGUAUCGAGCUUAUGAAUUGUGAAUGCCCGUGUGAAUGUUCAAUAGACAAUCUUUCCACCGGUUCCAUUGUGACCGAGUACAUGUACGGCGAUUUACUUGAAGACGAGAAAAACACAUUCGACAAGAAAAUCAACCUUUUUGACAGCAUUGAAAUAUGUUCACGUCCAAUCGAAGAGUUUAUUCCGAACAAGAAAAUUUCGCGUACCAAUCAAUUGAGUGCAUUGGGCCAAUGUGCAAAUUUCACUUGUGAAAUAUAUUCAAAUCAAUUGGAUUGUUUGGGCAUUUUGGGUUGUGUAUGGUGUGAAAUUGAUAUUGAUCAAACGAUUUUAUUGUCACCAUUUUGUACGCAACAAUCGAGUUGUUUUGGUGGUAUUCUGGGCUCUAAUACACCGUACGGCGACGGUGAUAUUGGCUCAAUAAUUGAUUCAAUUCGUUUCGAUUCGGCAUAUGCGGCCAUCGGUCCAAUCGUUAUCGGUGCUGUUGUUGUUCUAUUUAUAGUUAUCGGCUUUGCAAUGUAUUGCUAUCGAAAUAAUUUAGAACCUGGCUCUGAACAUUUAUAUGUAGAAUCGAUGGCAGUUGAACAUAAUUUCGGUUUGCCAUUAUCACGCCUGGAUUAUGAUACAAUAUUACCACAUAAUGGACUUGGAAACGAUGUAGUUGAUAAGCGAACAAAUGCCGUAUCAUCUGAUUCACCAUAUCGAAGUGCCGGUUACUUUAGACGACUUCCAAAUGGUGAAUCUGAUCAUGGUUAUUCAACAAUGACACCGCACGAUGAUUCUGAUCAUGCGUGCUUUACAUUGGUUGAACCAUUAAUCAAUAACAAAUGCAGCAAUCAAUCCAUAUCCGAUUCGGCAUCGUUUAAUACAGAACCGGCUAGCAGCUCAUGUAUUAUUUAUGGACAAAGUUGCGGUAGCAAAACUGAUGGACUUGCAUCGCCGAUAAAAAGUUAUUUCGAACAUAAAUCGGAAAUAUCAUCGCCACAUCGUCAUAUACAAGCACCAGUUACCGUUCAUCAUCCCAUGGAAUGAAGCAUGGAAGCCAUCCUUUAAUUAUUAUUCAUAUAAGUGGAACGGAAAUUGAAAAAAAAAAAA
Molecule: messenger RNA, 4877 nt
Organism: Contarinia nasturtii (swede midge)
Lineage: Eukaryota; Metazoa; Arthropoda; Insecta; Diptera; Cecidomyiidae
Product: VWFA and cache domain-containing protein CG16868
Exons: 10
Coding region: 498-4814 (1438 amino acids)
Cellular component (GO): voltage-gated calcium channel complex
Molecular function (GO): voltage-gated calcium channel activity
Source: RefSeq, a predicted model, not a curated record